GCCGCCUCCCCCUUUCCUCUCUCUGUCUUCCUCACCCACCCCCUUUCUCUCCGUCUCCCUGGUCCCCGCACCUCCAGUCUGCUUCUGUUGUCUCGGCGGACUGUUGGGCUGUGGGAGAGAAAGGAUAUCGCGAGUAUUGGAGUUUUGGUGAGAGUUUGUGGAAGAUGGCGCCUGUUGUGACAGGGAAGUUCGGGGAGCGGCCUCAGCCACUGCGCCUAACGAGAGAAGCGAUGAGGAACUACCUGAAGGAGCGAGGGGACCAAACCGUCAUGAUCCUGCACGCAAAAGUUGCACAGAAGUCCUACGGCAAUGAGAAGAGGUUCUUCUGCCCCCCUCCCUGCGUUUACCUGAUGGGUAGCGGCUGGAAGAAAAAGAAGGAGCAGAUGGAGCGGGACGGCUGCUCCGAGCAGGAGUCGCAGCCCUGCGCCUUCAUCGGCAUCGGCAACAGCGACCAAGAAAUGCAGCAGCUUAAUUUAGAGGGAAAGAACUAUUGCACAGCCAAAACCUUGUACAUAUCCGACUCCGACAAGAGAAAGCACUUCAUGUUGUCCGUCAAGAUGUUCUACGGCAACAGCGCCGACAUCGGCGUCUUCCUCAGCAAGAGGAUCAAAGUCAUCUCCAAGCCCUCCAAAAAGAAGCAGUCGCUGAAAAACGCCGACCUGUGCAUCGCGUCGGGGACCAAGGUGGCGCUCUUCAACCGGCUUCGCUCCCAAACGGUCAGCACGCGCUACCUACACGUGGAGGGCGGCAACUUCCACGCCAGCUCCCAGCAGUGGGGCGCCUUCUACAUCCACCUGCUGGAUGACGAGGAGUCAGAAGGGGAAGAGUUCACUGUGAGAGACGGUUACAUCCACUACGGCCAGACGGUGAAGCUGGUGUGCUCCGUCACUGGCAUGGCAGGACCCUUUCAGAUCAUCCGUAAAGUGGACAAGCAGACGGCGCUGCUGGACGCCGACGACCCCGUCUCCCAGCUCCACAAGUGUGCCUUCUACCUGAAGGACACGGAGCGCAUGUACCUGUGCCUUUCCCAGGAGAGGAUCAUCCAGUUUCAAGCCACUCCAUGCCCAAAGGAACCAAACAAGGAGAUGAUCAACGACGGCGCCUCCUGGACAAUCAUCAGCACGGACAAGGCUGAAUACACCUUCUACGAGGGCAUGGGCCCCGUGCACUCGCCUGUCACCCCCGUGCCUGUGGUAGAGAGCUUGCAGCUGAACGGCGGCGGCGACGUGGCCAUGCUGGAGCUGACGGGACAGAACUUCACUCCAAACCUGCGGGUCUGGUUCGGAGACGUCGAGGCGGAGACCAUGUACAGGUGUGCGGAGAGCAUGCUGUGCGUGGUGCCCGACAUCUCGGCCUUCCGCGAGGGCUGGCGCUGGGUGCGGCAGCCCGUCCAGGUGCCCGUCACGCUGGUCCGGAACGACGGCAUCAUCUACUCCACCACGCUGACCUUCACCUACACGCCGGAGCCCGGGCCGCGCCCCCACUGCAGCGCCGCCGGCGCCAUCCUGCGGGCCGGCAACUCCAGCCUGCUCAGCAACAACAGCCAGGAGGCCGGCGGCGUGUACGGCCCCAACAGCACCUCCGGGGGCGGGGUCACGUCCUCGUCCUCCGCCGCCGCCGUGGUCUCCUAACGCACGCCGGGGGGGGGGGGGGGGGGGAGGGGAGGGCCCGCCCACUCCAUACUAUAUGCCUUGAGAGAGCGAAUGUAACCACAAGGUAUACAAAGACAACGAGGGGGGAGGAAACACAAAGACUGACUCACUCUAAAGUGCUGCGUAUUCAUUUUUUGGGGGGGUACAAAAAAAGUGGAGGGAUGAAAAACAAAGGGCAAGCGAGGGAAAUCAGGAGGAGGAGCGACAUCGCGGCGCCGUCAGCCAACCAGAGAGUAAGCGAUUACGGUGCUCCGUGACCCCCCCCCCCCCCCCCCCCACCUCCUCUCCCUCUCGGCCCCGGUUACCUUAGGGUCCAGCCUACCCAGUCCCGGCGUUCGGAACGAGGGACACCCCCCCCCCCUCCCCCCACAACCAACCCCGCCGCCUUUCUGCGGCCGCCAGAAACGGGAACCACGACAACAAUACAUCCACCGUGUGCUAAACGGAACAAAGUCUCCGCCCCCCCCCCCCCCCCAUACCCCCCUCCACUUGUUUCAAUAAUUAUUCCCUCUUUGAUCUGCGGUGUGUCGCUGUGGGAGGGACACAUCGAACGUGACAUAACAUAGUUUUUAUGGACCAAGGAUCUUGUAUAAGCUUUAGUAAAGGUACAUUUUUCUCCAUACCUUUUUUGUAUUAACAUAUAGUACACUUUUGUUACCAAAUACUUUCUAUUCUUCCUCUGAGCCCCCCCAUCCCCCUUUUGCCCCCCC
Messenger RNA from Gasterosteus aculeatus aculeatus (three-spined stickleback), 2362 nucleotides. The record is from RefSeq and is a predicted model, not a curated record. Lineage: Eukaryota; Metazoa; Chordata; Actinopteri; Perciformes; Gasterosteidae.